This is a messenger RNA of Oncorhynchus gorbuscha (pink salmon), 2524 nucleotides long. RefSeq lists its product as uncharacterized. The record is from RefSeq and is a predicted model, not a curated record. Gene Ontology annotation, cellular component: nuclear envelope. The coding region runs from base 125 to 2227 and encodes 700 amino acids. Gene Ontology annotation, molecular function: nuclear export signal receptor activity; zinc ion binding. The transcript has 12 exons. NCBI's taxonomy places the organism in Eukaryota, Metazoa, Chordata, Actinopteri, Salmoniformes, Salmonidae.
CCCAUGGAGCACAGAGGAAGGAAAAACAACGACAGCCAUUGGACUUUGGCUGCAGCUACUGAAUCUACUGAAUGCAACAAAGUAACAUCAACUUUACGGAUACAAACGUAUAGCAAAUAGCUACAUGGAACGUUCACCUGUAAACAGCGUUGAGGUAUCACCAGAGAGCAAUGGAGAUUCUGUCUCUCUGUGUCACAAUGAGGAAGAGAACAGGAAUCAACCAGCACAUGGUGGCCCUCAAGUCCAGCUGUGUCGUUUCUACUCACAGGGACGGCACUGUAACUUUGGGAGGAAGUGCCGCUUCCUCCAUCAAAGAGGAGAUUCCACCACCCUCACCCAGGGGAAGGUAGAUAACUGGACAAAGCAAAGGUCAGAACAGGAGAUCCAAAGAGGGACAGGCCCUCACAGCCACCCUGGAAUCACACUGCAGAAUCCAGUGGUUGACAGCCAUGGAGAUGUAGGCCACAGGCUGCCCUCCAAACCAAGGGCUGCUCCAACCAGAGUUGAGAGGGCCAACAAUCGCCGGCCCUGUCGCUAUUUUCUGUCUGGGUGCUGCACCAUGGAAGAUAGAUGUCACUACUGGCACCCACCACAGUUUCCCCUAGUUGACGACCAGCCUGUAGGAGACGGAGGCAGGCCCAGGGUGCCCCAUGCCCCCCCUCCCAGUGCCCUUCAGGUGGUCAAACUGAGUGACCUGACUGACAAUAUCACCAAACAGCUACGGGACACUGAGAUCAAGCAGCUGAUAAAGCGUUUUCCUAAAGAACAGCUUAUUGUGCAGGAACGGAGCGACGGCCAAGUCACCUUCUACCGAGCCACAGUACAGCCCACUGAUCCAGACUGGCCUUUUGACUUGAAAGACGUUGACAUAAUGGUGAGCUUUCCGGAAAAGUACCCACAAGAGGUAUUUACAUUAGAUAUACCACUGGACCAGGACUUGCCAUCAGUUAUGGGAAGGUAUGUUGAACAAGCCUCACUGGAAUGGCUACAGGCUAAACAUGCCACCAAUCAGCUGAUGGGUAAGGUAGAGCUGCUCUUCCGGCCCUUCCUUCGUUGGUUGGAUCGCAGCAUGGAAAGACUGUUCACUGAGGGAGCCAGGCAGCUGAAAAAAGACAUGGAGAUAGCAAAGGCCGGAAUUCAGUUUGUGCCAUACCAGCAGCUCCAGGCAACCGUGUGCAAAGAGCCUGCUGCUGAUGACAUGCCUGACCCUGUCCUCCACACUGCAACUGAUGAGGAGAGCAGAGAAGGAGAAGAUGAGGAGUGGAAAAAACUAUUGUACCCUGGCUGUGAUGAUAAUGAUGAUGAUGAUUGUGGUGUUAGUGAUGAAGAGGACCAGGGGAAGGUGGAGAAUAUUAAGCUCAGUGAGCCCCGCAGAGGAACAGAGGUGAAGCUGCUGGGCCUGAGGCUGGGAGAGGGCACGGCGACCGUGGUCGCCACACAGGUCACUGUGUGUCUGCAGUGCAGCAGGUGUAAGGUGACAGCAGACCUGACUCUAAAUGGCAGGAACCCCUGCACGGCCCAGUGUGAGAAGUGUAACGCAGGGAUCAGUGCUGCUUUCAGACCCAGCAUGCUGCACCACUACAGUGACGUCCUGGGCUAUCUGGACCUGGGCACUGCUGCUCCUGUGGACCUGGUCCUGCAGGACUGUGAUUUGGUUAUUGUCUGCCUCAACUGCUCAAAAGAGGGACCUGUGAAGAACCUUUUGUAUGGCCAGAGCAAGGAGUUCAACUGUCAGCACUGUCACAGCAAACUCAGCAUCCUGGUUGACAGCACACGAUUCCAGUACAUUCCGCCACGCAAAGAAAAAAACGGGCACAGUGACUCUUCACUGACCUAUCGGCGUAACAUAAGGGACCCUGCCAUACAGAUGGGGAAACCACUACCUGAGAAGGGAUCCUGCAAACACUACAAACAGAGUCAUCGCUGGCUCAGGUUCUCAUGCUGUGGCCGGGCCUACCCCUGUGAUGUGUGUCAUGACGAGGACCAGGACCACCCCAUGGAGCUGGCCACCAGGAUGAUCUGUGGUCACUGCUGUAGAGAGCAGCCGUACAGCAAUGGGAAGCCCUGUGUCAGCUGUGGAGGCAUGAUGACAAAAGGAGCCUACACCAGUCACUGGGAGGGAGGACUGGGCUGCAGGAGCAAAGUCAAAAUGAGCAGAAAUGAUAAACACAAGUAUGCCAACACAAACAAAACAAUUUCACGGAAAGCAGCCAGCGAAAAGAAAUAAUCAGAGACAACAUGUUAACGUUAUGGCAGUGGUUGAUCAGGCCUGCUCUGUGUGAUUCAAGAGCAACCCUUCUAUCAAUGCCUUAUUGAUUUCUAAUAAAUCAACUAUUGUAAUGUUAUCCAGCUGAUGUGAUUGGUGAGAAGUGUUAACAAUGUUGUGAGGAUUGAGCCCCGGUCCUGGAGUAGCACUCAGCCUUGAGUUGACAAUUGUCAGUUCAAUGUUUAGUUUUGAUUUACAUUUGGUUGAGUUGUCAACUAAUGCAGAUUCAAUUUAAAAUAAACAAAAAAUGUCACUGUG